AUGAAAUUUAUUAAAAUAUUAUUAUUUGUCUUAGUAGUAUCUUAUUUUAAUUAUAACAAUGAUAAAGUUUUAUCAUUCAUUUUAAAUUCUUCAUCAUCUUCACCACCACAAGAUUUUAUAUUAUCAAUUUCAACAUUUGGACCUGUGGGCGAAGAAAAUUUAAAACAAAUUUUAUUAAUUAACCCAUGGACAAAUUCUACAAAUAAAUUAAUUUCAAAUUCAACAAUUAAUAUUCAAUAUGAUAUUCUUGAUAUUUUAUUUGUUGAUUUUACUCAAAAUACUGUAGUUUUAUUAUGUGAAAAUGAAAUAAAUGAAUAUUUAUUAAUAUCAUUAGAAAAUAUUAAUAGUGAAACACCAACUAUAUCAUCAAUAAGUUCAAUAAAGAGUAAUAUAGAUGAAAAUGAAUUUUCAUAUACAUUACAAAAAUACAUAUUUAAUUAUAAAAUUGGUUAUUUACCAAUUGAAUUAAAAUCAAAUCAAACUUUUUAUAUAAUGGAAUUAAAUUUUCCAAAUGGUGAAGUUAAUUUCAUUGAUUUGGAAACACCAAAUAUUGAUAUUGAAAUCAAUCAACAACAAUUAAUUCAAGGAUUUGAUUAUACAAAUAAAAUAAUGUACAUUUCUUAUAAAACUAAUAAUAAUGAAUUUAAUUUAAUAUCAUAUAAUCCAAUUAAUGCAACGAAUACACAAAGAGUUUAUCAAACAAUUACAAAUAUUGAAACAGAGGUUAAUAUGAUAUUUACAGAUAGUUUAAAUCGUGGUGAUAUUUAUAUGAUAACGCCAGAUUCUGUUAGUUUAAAUUUAACAAUUUGUAAAUUAAAUUUUAAAACAUCAACUUGUGAUCAAAUUCUUAUCACAUCAUUAAACAUUGAAAUUGUUAAUAGUGAAUAUCACUUUUUACCAUACUUUUUAAACCAAGAUAAAUCAUCAUUGAUUUUAUUAUCAAUUGUUGAUAAUGGUAAUCUAAAUAUUGAAAUCUUUGAUAUUAAUAAUAAUUUUACAAGUAUUAAUAUUAUUAUUCAAUCAGGUCAAUGGUCAAAUUCUAAAGAUUUAAUUUGGUCUAAAUUUGCAUUUUAA
This is a messenger RNA of Dictyostelium discoideum AX4, 1074 nucleotides long. RefSeq lists its product as hypothetical. The record is from RefSeq and is a predicted model, not a curated record. The transcript has 2 exons. NCBI's taxonomy places the organism in Eukaryota, Evosea, Eumycetozoa, Dictyosteliales, Dictyosteliaceae. Bases 1 to 1074 code for a protein of 357 amino acids.